Sphenostylis stenocarpa is the source of this 1395-nucleotide messenger RNA. Lineage: Eukaryota; Viridiplantae; Streptophyta; Magnoliopsida; Fabales; Fabaceae. The record is from the annotation of a GenBank genome assembly.
AUGGCGAGGCUUAGAACGGCCAUUGAUUCGGCGUUCUGGGACCUCAACGUGGCCUCGCCUCAGUGCCAUGACGGCUGGGCCAAGUUCGUUCCCGGCGACCCUUUCCCGGUGGAAGCCUCCAUCGCCAGCAAAGUGCUCCGCCCCCAGCAAUUCUCCUUCCUCCGAGACGGUUUCCCUCUUCCCAUCGUCGCUCCCUCGCUGUCUCCCACUUCCCCCAAGGAUUUGGGUUCCCUCGCUCUUCAGACCCUCCUCCUCAAACUCUCUUCCUCUCGCUGGUGGCUUACAAUGACCGGACAGUUUCGUCCCAGGAAGCUGAUUGCUAAUGUGAAAAAUGAGAUCUCUAAUGCUGAAGAGUUUGAUCUCUCCACGGUCAAGGAUGUUGUAAAGCAUUUCAUUGACAAGUCACCUUUCUCAUUUGGGUUAAUGUCACAGUUUGCUUUUCCUCCUUCAACAUCCGUGUUGCUUGGCAUAGAGGGCCAUGGUGAGAAACAAAGAUUGCGCCCCAAAGUGAUGGUUUAUCACAAGCUUCCUGAUCAUGAUCUUACAUUGGAAGCAGCAUGGCCUCAAUUGUUUGUAGACCACAAAGGAAAAUAUUGGGAUGUCCCUCAGUCUUUAUCUGUUGAUAUGUCAUCCCUUUUGUCUCCAUUUGGAUUGCGAUACCGCAUUGGGAUACAUAAAAACGGUGGUAAUCCCCAGCAAGUGAAUGCAACUGAUGCUAACCCGCCAUUGUCACUGCUACCAGGGUUAUGUGUGAAGGCUGCCAUUAGUUAUGAGAAGAUCAAAUACUUCUGGCGAGAUAAGGUUGCUGUGGAAGAAGGGAAUGAAGAGAUGACUCCAUAUGAUGUGCGUCUUGGGGAGCCUCACUCAGCAGUGUUUGGAACAAUUGGUAGCACCUUUGCUUCCUGGAUCUGGAAUGGAAGGAGCUUUUCUAGGACUAAUUCAACAGAAGAUUCAGAGGUGUCAACAAGCAAGAGAUCUCGACAUAAUGCUGAUUUGUUUGGCUCAGUUUGCUACACCUUUCAGCAUGGAAAAUUCACGAAAAAAUAUGGGGACUUAACCAGGGUAGAUGCUCGUCUGGAUAUUUCUUCAGCUUCAGCAUUAGCAAAGAAGUUUCUGAAUGGUUCCAGGAGUUCAACUACUGAUGUUAGCGAACAAUCAUCAGCUUCACCCAGGCUAAACUUAAUCUUUCAACAGCAGGUUGCAGGGCCAGUUGUUUUUCGAGCAGAUUCCCGAAUUUCACUGGAGUCUUUCGCCAGGGAAAAGGGUUUGCCGGUGGAGGAUUUCAUUUGCAGCCUGAGUUACUCAUUGAAGUCUUUUCAGUCUGGAAAGGUGGUUGCAUGGUAUUCUCCAAAAAGGAAAGAGGGAAUGGUUGAGUUGAGAAUGUAUGAGUUUUAG